This is a messenger RNA of Phytophthora megakarya, 261 nucleotides long. NCBI's taxonomy places the organism in Eukaryota, Oomycota, Peronosporomycetes, Peronosporales, Peronosporaceae. The record is from the annotation of a GenBank genome assembly.
AUGUGGAAUUUGUCGAUCUGUGUGGUUAAGAGUUUCUGGGGAAUGCCUAAAGUGGAAUAUCUCGGACAUAGGGUCUCGCACAAUGGACUGGAGGCGAACCCGAAAGAUCUGUCUGCAUUGACGGAUCUAGCAUAUCCAGGAUCACUCAGAGCUAUGCAGUUAUUUUUGGGAAGUCUGAACUAUUAUAGCCGAUUUAUCGAAGACUACGCGAUCUACGCGUCAGUUCUGUAUGUAUUGCGAGAAAUCGACUUUGUGCGAUGA